Messenger RNA from Physcomitrium patens, 2230 nucleotides. RefSeq lists its product as uncharacterized. Lineage: Eukaryota; Viridiplantae; Streptophyta; Bryopsida; Funariales; Funariaceae. Gene Ontology annotation, biological process: base-excision repair. Gene Ontology annotation, cellular component: nucleus. The record is from RefSeq and is a predicted model, not a curated record. Gene Ontology annotation, molecular function: phosphoric diester hydrolase activity; double-stranded DNA 3'-5' DNA exonuclease activity; DNA-(apurinic or apyrimidinic site) endonuclease activity.
AACGUGCUAGAUACCAGCUCCUGUUACCACAACCAGCGGGUUUGACGACGGAGGGCGAGAUUGUGAAGCUCUAAUCCUAAGCGCGGGUUUAGGGUUUUGCGACAAAUCCAAGCUCAGGCAAUCUGUGAGGCGGUGUCGGCACGCAUCGGAAUUCGGCAUUCGAAUGCAAUUAGAUCAGUUUGAGAUCAUACAGGAGAGCAGGAAUUCAUGACCUUCUGACCCUGCAGCUGGUUGAUCGGAAGAACCCUAUUGCUUCGUCGAAACGGUAAACAUCCCAGUUUCUGACGACGUUCGUUUGUUUUCAGAAACCCCGAGAGUGCUGUGUUGUGGUGUUGACACCGCAAGGACUGCCUUGAAUAUGGAGGAAAGACAAGUAGAAGAAGGGGACCAGAGCGGACAGAAGCAGGAGGGGCGUUGAAAUGUGAGUUAGCUGAUGACCCCACAAGCGAAGUUUACAACGGGCCACGGUUCAAUCCGGCAUUGUGCAGAAUGCGAAUUUUUUCCUGGAACGUGAAUGGGUUGCGCACUACCCUCAAGGAUGUCGCUGCUUGCCACACUUCGGCCUCGAAUUACUUCUGCCAGGUUCUCAAUGCCGACAUCGUGUGCUUUCAGGAGGCAAAGAUACAAGAAGAGAAAUUAGAAAAGUGGAUCGCAUGUGUGGAUGGCUACCACUCUCAUUGGGCUUUUAGCAGAGAAAAGAAGGGUUAUAGUGGUGUAGUUACGUACGUGAAAGAAGCAUUAUCACCACUAGACGCGAAGGCAGAUUGGCUGGGAGAGAAUUCGUCAGCAGAAGACUUGUGUAACGAAGGGCGAUUGAUGUGCACGGACCAUGGAAGCUUUGUGCUGUUAAAUGUUUAUGUCCCCAAUUCAGGUGACGGUGAUAAAGGUCGUCCACGUUUGGAUUUCAAAAUGCGAUACUUGAAAGCUCUCGAACAGACAUUUCACGCAGGUGACGACCUAGUGAGAUCAGGCAAACAUAUUGUGAUAGUAGGGGAUUUUAAUGUUGCACAUAAAGAUAUCGACGUUCAUUCUCGAUGGAAAGUUGAGGAAAUAUACAGUCUAGAAGAGAGAGAAUGGCUUGAUGGCUUUUUGUCGAGGUACAUUGAUUUGUAUCGGCACUUCCAUCCAGAUGAAAAAAAUAUUUUUUCUGUCUGGGAUCAGAAAUCAGAUGCUCGUACUCGUAAUGAAGGAUUACGGAUUGACUAUGCGAUUUGUAAUGAAGGCUUUUUGACGGAAGUGUUGGAGACUGACAUCGUGAAAAUGCAAAAGCAAUGGAGUGAUCACGCUGCUGUGGUGGUGACACUUAAAGAGCAACCGAACCUACCACCCCAUCCAGCUCCAGCUUUGAGCUCUUGCAACAUGAAACGGUUCAUUGCAGAUCCUCGUCAAAAGAAACUCACUGCACUCUUCAAUAAAUGUCCUAAUCGUCAAGUUACUACUAUUGUGUCCGAUAAAAUUGUGGAAGACGAAGGCGAUGAACUCCACUCGAAAUCGGAAAUGAGUAUAGACGCACUUAGCAUGCAGAAGGAUGUUACAAGAAAAUCGAAUACUCCUGUUUGUAAAGAGCAUCCGGUUUUUGAAGAGCGAGGUGAGUCUGUAAAAGCUGAGGUUACUCCUGCAACAAGUGCUGUAACUGAUAGGGUGGUGGAUAUUGCUGAUCCCACUCGAGAGGCUGUUGAAUUACCUGUAUAUGUCAGCAACAGUGACGCAACAAUGAGUACAGAUUCUUCGAACAAAGAGAGUACAUCUCAAAACAAAGGAAAAAAAUUGACUUCGCUUGGGAAAAGAAAGCUUGAAGCUGAUACCAAGGGGCUCAACAAGCAACGUAGUGUAGCCUCGUUCUUCAAAGCCGCAAAUGCCAAAUGAGUCUUGGCAAAGGAUGAGAUUAUGUUGUAGAUACUUGAACUGCCGACUGAGACUUCCCAUCAGUUAAAUUCUAUUUUUCUGAAGAUUCUAGAUGAUGGGUUAAGGCAUCUGAAGACCUCUUUGUAACAUUCAACAUCAUCACUCACUUGGAGGUAGACAGUGGGUUGAGAUUUGCUCUUGAAAGAAUUUUGAUACAGAAGCUUGUGCCACUGCUGUAACCUUUCAUCGUUCUCGCCGAUUCUUAAUGAAUCGUCGCAGGACGACUAUUGCAAGAACCACAUAUCCCAGCGAAAUAACAGUUUAGAUCAGAAUUGAAAAACUGAAAUGUACAGUUGCUGAUUCAUGGUGAGCAACAUAUUCUUCA